UUCAACUCGGUUGAUAAUAUAAAACUUAAAUAUCUGAAUUUAAUUUUAGGUUAUCAGUAGCUUGAGAAUUUCUUCCAAGUUCAUGAUAACUGAUCCGCAAAACAUUUAAAGGAAGUUACAAGCUCUAAAGACCAACAGUGCUAGUCGGAGAGCGCACUCGUUAAAACACUUGGUUAAAGUCAAAUUUAUUCUUGCAGCAAGGAAAUGGGUCGACAACAAGGUAACCUUAUCUUGCUACUAAUGAGCCUAUCAAGCAUGCUGGUCUGCGGAUUAUGCAGUCACGUGGUACAAGACGAAACUGAGUACGUCAUUAUGUUUGAUGCAGGCUCUACCAAAACAAAGCUUGAGAUCUACAAGAUUGACGUCGCCUCGCCCCCGUUGGAAGUAACAGACGUGCACGAACUUGAUCCUUCACCCAGCAAAGCAAAACCAGGUAUCGCCGACCUGGACCCAUCGGAAAUUGAGGCAUAUCUACGACCCUUACUGGACUCAGCGAUGAAGACAAUACCAGCGGAAAAACACUCCAGCACACAUCUAUUCUUCCUCGCCACUGGAGGAAUGAGACUGUUGGAUGAAGAUAAAUCUAAGGCGAUUAUGGACCAAGUAAAGGGAGUCUUGAACGAUAAAGCUAAAUGUCCAUUUAUGUUUGACCCUGAAGACGCCAGAGUGAUCUCGGGGGCACUUGAAGGGAUCUAUGCCUGGAUGUCUGUUAAUUUUUUAGAGGGGAAUUUUAUCCCAGGGAAAUCCCACCACACCUACGGGAUAUUGGAUUUGGGCGGGGCUUCCCACCAAAAUGCUGUCCAAUUUUGGCGAAAGAAGGAUGAUUUGUAUUCAAUCAAUGUGGGAGGUAAAAAAUUUAAUCUUUUUGCCAGAAGUUAUUUAGGGUAUGGGUUGAAUGAAGCUCGCAAAACAUACCUUGAACGACUGCCAAAGAAACCUUUCAAAAAUGGUGUUAUCAAAAGUCCGUGUCACCAUAAAGGUUUCAAUGAAACAACUGAUAUCAGUGGUGAAUUAUUCACCGUCGUAGGAAUUACAAAUGUUCCCGCCUGUCGAAGGAUUAUUGAGAAAACGUUUUUCUGCAAAAAGGGUGAUUGCCCGUUUCAUGAUCAGCCCAAAUUACGCGGGAAUUAUUUUGGUUUUGCUGGGAUAUAUUACGCUGCCACGACCAUCGGGAUACUGUGUUCCGAUUGCACCAAACCCCUCUCACCAGCCAUGUUUGAUAAGGGAUCGCGAGAUUUUUGCGCUAAAACACUAGAGAGCAUCAACAGCAACCCGUAUGCCAAAGAUCAUUGCUUCGGAGGCAAUUUCGUUUUUGAGCUUCUCACCCACGGUUACGGCUUGUCUGCUCACAAAACUAUCAUGGUUGGCAACAGAUUGGAAGGGUUUAGUUUGGGCUGGACCCUUGGCGCUGCUCUGUUCAAUUCAGAAUUGUUGUGAAAAAAAUACAAAGGUAGAAUUCCUUAUAUAAUCAGCCAAUCAAUGACAUGCAUUAGUUUAUUCGGGGAAAAGUCAGAAGUUAGCAGGGAGAUUGAGCGGGGAGAGGUAUUUAAAAAAGAAUAAAGAAUAAAGUGUAAAGGGAUUUCAGGAAAACUAUCGUAAGUUAUUGGAUAUCUCAAGUUCUUUUCAAUAUGCAAUAAAGUACGAAACAUAACUCAG
Molecule: messenger RNA, 1656 nt
Organism: Pocillopora damicornis (cauliflower coral)
Lineage: Eukaryota; Metazoa; Cnidaria; Anthozoa; Scleractinia; Pocilloporidae
Product: ectonucleoside triphosphate diphosphohydrolase 1
Biological process (GO): nucleoside diphosphate catabolic process
Cellular component (GO): membrane
Molecular function (GO): UDP phosphatase activity; ribonucleoside triphosphate phosphatase activity; GDP phosphatase activity
Source: RefSeq, a predicted model, not a curated record